CGUCCGUCGGAUUGCCUUCCAUCACAACUUUCUUUGUACGAGCUGAUUGGUAUGAUGGUGGAUGUAGGGCGUGGAGCUGCUUACCUGGAAGCUAAUCGACACGUACAUAGGGAUCUAGCGGCGAGGAACUGUCUAAUCUCAUCGAGGAAUUCGAAUACACGUAUUACAAAAAUUGCUGAUUUCGGCCUUGCUCGUGAUGUCUAUACUAAUGAUUAUUAUCGGGUGCAUGGCGACGAUUUUCUGCCGCUGCGAUGGCUUUCUCCGGAAUCAAUUAACGAUGGCAUUUUUACGUGCAAAAGCGAUGUUUGGUCAUUCGGGAUAUUGCUGUGGGAGAUUUUAACGUUAGGGCAGCAACCUUACCCCAACAAAAACAAUGUGCAGGUGUCGUUUUCACCAUACGCUCUUUGA
Molecule: messenger RNA, 408 nt
Organism: Gongylonema pulchrum
Lineage: Eukaryota; Metazoa; Nematoda; Chromadorea; Rhabditida; Gongylonematidae
Source: the annotation of a GenBank genome assembly